Juglans microcarpa x Juglans regia is the source of this 853-nucleotide messenger RNA. RefSeq names its product RING-box protein 1a. NCBI's taxonomy places the organism in Eukaryota, Viridiplantae, Streptophyta, Magnoliopsida, Fagales, Juglandaceae. The transcript is spliced from 5 exons. Gene Ontology annotation, molecular function: ubiquitin protein ligase activity; zinc ion binding; cullin family protein binding. Gene Ontology annotation, biological process: ubiquitin-dependent protein catabolic process; protein ubiquitination. The record is from RefSeq and is a predicted model, not a curated record. Bases 157 to 513 code for a protein of 118 amino acids. Gene Ontology annotation, cellular component: nucleus; cullin-RING ubiquitin ligase complex.
UGGCCUUUGGGCCAGACCCAGAUGGCGCACCCGCUUGGUUUUGUACCCGGAAAACCGGAGUUCAAAUCCAUGUGAAACAAUUCUCGUGUCAAAAGACUUUUGAGUUGGAAAAAGAUCGCCCCGAGCUCGGUUCAAUCCCUCGUUCCCCCCCGAGCCAUGGCCUCCUUGGACUCCGACGUGCCCAUGGUCCCAGCCGGCGAGCCUUCGAGCAGCGCCGGUCCUUCCUCCUCCUCCAAAAAGUGCAAGCACUUUGAGAUCAAGAAGUGGAACGCCGUCGCUCUCUGGGCCUGGGAUAUCGUGGUCGAUAACUGUGCCAUUUGUAGGAACCAUAUCAUGGAUCUCUGUAUUGAGUGCCAAGCUAACCAGGCUAGCGCCACCAGCGAGGAAUGUACGGUUGCUUGGGGGGUUUGCAACCAUGCCUUCCAUUUCCAUUGCAUCAGCCGAUGGCUCAAAACUCGGCAAGUGUGUCCUUUAGAUAACAGCGAGUGGGAGUUUCAGAAGUAUGGUCACUAGAAUCUUCAAGCGAUGUGCAUCCGGAUUUCUGCUGCUGCUACUGCAAUGCUACGAAAUACUGGCUUUCGUGUUCAUUUUCAUGAUCCAGUUACUUAAUUAUGCCAGAGUUGUCAUGUUUUCAAGAAUCAUAUGGGCUGUAUGACUGACUUUUGCUUGAUUGAGACGUAUCAAGUGCGAUAUUUGAAAGUUCCCUAAACUGUCUUUAGGCAUUAUAAGUGAAAGGUCUCAAUCUCUCGCUCUCUAUGCGUCUGUGCAUGUGUGCCCACAAGUCUGCAUCUGUGCACACGGUGUGUUUGAAUACUUUCAUCUGCCUUUAAUCCUGAAAAUAACGAUUUUUCUU